Urocitellus parryii (Arctic ground squirrel) is the source of this 1029-nucleotide messenger RNA. RefSeq names its product myelin protein zero like 3 (gene Mpzl3). The record is from RefSeq and is a predicted model, not a curated record. Gene Ontology annotation, cellular component: plasma membrane. NCBI's taxonomy places the organism in Eukaryota, Metazoa, Chordata, Mammalia, Rodentia, Sciuridae.
UGAGUCGUUACCGGGAGCCACAAACAAGGUGUACAAGUAUCUGAAGAGCUGUCGGGAUGCAGCAGAGCGGAGCGGCUGGAGGCCGUGGCUGCGCGCUCUUUUCAGUGCUGGGCAUCCUAUUUUUCCAGGGUGUUCAUAUCGUCCUUUCCUUGGAGAUUAAUGCAGAUGCUCAUGUUCGAGGUUAUGUUGGAGAAAAGAUCAAGUUGAAAUGUACCUUCAAGUCAACUUCGGAAGUCACUGACAAACUGACCAUAGAUUGGACAUACCGCCCUCCCAGCAGCAGUCGAACAGAGUCUAUUUUUCAUUAUCAGUCUUUCCAGUACCCAACCACAGCAGGCACAUUUCGGGAUCGGAUUUCCUGGGUUGGAAAUGUGUACAAAGGGGAUGCAUCUAUAAGCAUAAGCAAUCCUACCCUUAAGGACAAUGGGACAUUCAGCUGUGCUGUGAAGAAUCCCCCAGACGUGCACCAUAAUAUCCCCCUGACAGAGCUAACGGUCACAGAAAGGGGUUUUGGCACCAUGCUAUCCUCUGUAGCCCUUCUUUCCAUUCUCGUCUUCAUUCCCUCAGUAGUGGUGGUGGUUCUGCUGCUGCUGAGAAUGGGGAGGAAGGCUGCGGGGCUGAAGAAGAGGAGCAAGUCUGGCUAUAAGAAAUCAUCUAUUGAAGUUUCAGAUGACACUGACCAGGAGGAGAAAGACGAGUGCAUGGCAAGGCUUUGUGUCCGUUGUGCCGAGUGUCUGGAUUCAGACUAUGAAGAGACAUACUGAUGAAAGUUGGCAGAAUGUAAGAAGAGUCACCUAACAACAGAAAACACCCAUUCCGCUGCAGCUGUAGCCUUUCCAGAGGAGGGGAGCUGGCCAGGACAGCAGUGACGGAGGAUUCUGGAGGUCUUCAGUAAAGACUAUGAACCAUUUAUUUAUUGAAGAAAUCUUCUUUUUGUAUUUAUAAACUGUUCAGAACUUUCAGAAGAGACUCAUGACUUCUCCUUUUAAAAAGUUACACUCUAAUUGAAUGAAGAAAUUCUUUCCUUGA